Rhagoletis zephyria (snowberry fruit fly) is the source of this 2099-nucleotide messenger RNA. Its product is annotated as pyruvate kinase. The record is from RefSeq and is a predicted model, not a curated record. Gene Ontology annotation, biological process: glycolytic process. Gene Ontology annotation, molecular function: magnesium ion binding; potassium ion binding; pyruvate kinase activity. NCBI's taxonomy places the organism in Eukaryota, Metazoa, Arthropoda, Insecta, Diptera, Tephritidae.
UGCUCAUCACGCUCUUGUAAUCAUGGCUAUAUCGUAGUAAAACGAAGCGUGUUAGACAGUUCACUUGUAAAACGGAUUCGGUGUUCUACGGAGGCGAAUAGAAAGUAUUGCCGCAGCGCCUGUUUAAAAACUCAAGCAGUUACAACAUCUGCUGAAUUUCCGGUCAAUCGAAAAGAAUUUUCAUAUUCCGGUUUAUUAAUUAAACGAAUAACAACAACAGCCAAAAUGGUUCAUACAACAAUUUACGAUGAAGCACCAAAUCUAAAGAAGAACGAAGUUCCCCAAAAGAUGGCCGCUGAAGCUGAAACUCACUUAGAUCAUAUAUGCCGCUUGCAGUUCGACUCUGCCGUGCCACAUGUUCGCCUAUCCGGUAUUGUUUGCACCAUUGGACCUGUCUCGCGCAGCGUUGAAAUGCUGGAGAAAAUGAUGGCAACCGGCAUGAACAUUGCACGCAUGAACUUCUCCCACGGUUCGCAUGAAUACCAUGGCGAAACUGUAGCCAACGUGCGCACUGCUGCUAAAAACUAUUCUGCCAAGAUUGGUUAUGAAUAUCCAAUUGCCGUCGCUUUGGACACAAAGGGACCUGAAAUCCGUACUGGCCUGAUUGAGGGCAGCGGCAGUGGUGAAGUUGAGUUGAAAAAGAAUGAACUCAUUAAGCUAUCCACCAAUCCGGAUUACAUCGAGAAGGGCAACAAAGAUAUCAUCUACGUGGACUAUGCAAAUAUUGUUAAGGUCGUAAAGCCCGGCAAUCGUGUCUUCGUUGACGAUGGUCUCAUUUCCUUGAUCGUUAAGGAAAUUCAGGGUGAUACCCUGGUAUGCCAAAUUGAAAACGGUGGCGCUUUGGGCUCACGCAAGGGUGUCAACUUGCCCGGAGUACCCGUCGACUUGCCCGCUGUGUCAGAGAAAGACAAAUCUGAUUUGAAAUUCGGUGUUGAGCAGAAAGUAGAUAUGAUUUUCGCUUCGUUCAUUCGUAAUGCGGCUGCGCUCGCUGAAAUCCGUGCCGUUUUGGGUGAAGAGGGCAAGAACAUCAAAAUCAUUUCAAAGAUUGAAAACCAACAAGGUAUGCACAACCUGGAUGAGAUCAUCGAAGCUUCCGACGGUAUUAUGGUGGCCCGUGGUGAUUUGGGUAUCGAAAUUCCACCAGAGAAAGUAUUCUUGGCACAAAAAGCGAUGAUUGCCCGUUGCAACAAAGCUGGCAAACCAGUAAUUUGCGCUACACAAAUGUUGGAAUCGAUGGUGAAGAAACCACGCCCCACACGUGCCGAAAUCUCAGAUGUGGCUAAUGCCAUUCUCGAUGGCGCUGACUGUGUGAUGUUGUCGGGUGAGACGGCCAAGGGUGAAUACCCACUGGAAUGUGUGCUUACAAUGGCAAAGACAUGCAAGGAGGCUGAAGCCGCCUUGUGGCAUAGAAAUUUGUUCGCCGAUCUGGUGCGAGCCGCACACACCUCCACCUUGGACUCCCCACAUGCCGUGGCCAUUGCUGCUGUUGAGGCUGCCUCCAAGUCAUUGGCUGCCGCUAUUGUGGUCAUUACAACUUCAGGAAAGUCUGCUCAUUUGAUAAGCAAAUAUCGUCCACGUUGCCCAAUCCUUGCGGUCACACGCUUCCCACAAACUGCUAGACAGGCGCAUUUAUACCGCGGCAUCAUACCACUCGUUUAUACCGAACCGGCGCUCUCCGACUGGCUGAAGGACGUGGAUGUCCGUGUACAAUUCGGCGUGCAAGUGGGCAAGAAGAACGGUUUCCUUAAAUCGGGUGAUGCAGUCGUCAUCGUCACUGGCUGGAAGCAGGGAUCUGGAUUUACAAACACCAUGCGUAUUGUUUACAUUGAUUAAGAACCACCGUUGUAUACAUAGCUAUCUCGGACUCAUCUGAAAAAUUAAAUGCGCUCAACGGCAAGCGCACAACUUCAUUAUGUUGCAGUGAAACUCAAAUACGCAUAUAUGCAUAUGUUUAUUUAAUACAAAUAUAUUUUAAACAAUUCACUUAAAUGCGAAUGUAAUUAAUUGUUGGUAUUAAUCCCCUGCACUAGUGAAGAGGAAUAUUGAAUGUUAAUUAUAUGAAUUACAAAUAUAAUAAAAACAAACAUAAUUACUUUCCA